CUGGGCUUGCCGGUAACAACGAUUACCAAGCGCAUCGGCGACGGUUCGCGCGACGUGCUGGAUGUGAUCAACGACGGAACUGUAGGCGCGGUGGUAAACACGCUUUCCGGCGACACCUCGGUCAUGGAAGAUGGGUUCUACAUUCGUCGGGCAGCCGUGGAACGGCGAAUUCCGUGUUUCACAUCGCUGGAUACUGCCCGGGCCGCGAUGGAAAGUAUGCUCAGCGGGUUGGAUAACUACAGCGUCAUGACCACCGACGAAUAUCUGAAUCCGCCGAAGUAG
Geodia barretti is the source of this 282-nucleotide messenger RNA. The record is from the annotation of a GenBank genome assembly. Lineage: Eukaryota; Metazoa; Porifera; Demospongiae; Tetractinellida; Geodiidae.